This is a messenger RNA of Morchella importuna, 753 nucleotides long. RefSeq lists its product as uncharacterized. Lineage: Eukaryota; Fungi; Ascomycota; Pezizomycetes; Pezizales; Morchellaceae. The transcript is spliced from 6 exons. The record is from RefSeq and is a predicted model, not a curated record. Bases 1 to 753 code for a protein of 250 amino acids.
AUGUCUUCAUCCACAACCCCGCCAUACCUCUACGUCCUCGGCGGCCUGCUCGCGCUCUACGCCGCCUACACGACGCACUCCCAGCUGCAGGCCUUCAAGACGCGCUGCGUCUCGAAGCCGCCCCAGCAGUCGAACGAUGCAGCCGUGGACAGGUCCACCGAAGACGCUAUCAAGCUCGAGACGUUGGAGGCUUUGGCGAGGGGGAUCAAUUUCGACCUGAGGAACGCCGCAUUGAAGAUCAUCACCGAGCGCGCAACCACACCCACAAACAUCGACUUCCUCCUCACGCAGAUCUCGACCCGGCCGCCCGCCCCGCGCCUCCGCGCCCUCAAAGCCCUCCGCUGCCUUGCCGCCGCACCUGGCCCCUUCGGCGCACUCUGCACUCCACGAGUCUUCCGCACGCUCGUCACGACGCUCAAAAGCACGCUGCCACCAACGCCCGACAGCGCCACCGAGAAGGAGGUCAUCUACAUCCUCACGCAGCUGAUGAAGAGCUACUUCGCGGCUAAGGAGAUGGCCGUGCAGGCGGGCAUCGUGGACUGGCUGAAGGCGGUCGACCGCAGCGUCGUGGACGUGUGGGAGGUGCUGAGCUGCGUGAAUGAUACGAUGGAGGGGCGGCGGCUGCUGGUUGAGGCGGGGCUGGUGCAGGAUGAGCGCGUGGAGGUGGAGGUGGAGGUCGACUUUGGGGAUGUGGGACAGUGGCUGCCGGUCCCUGGGGGUAUAGUGCCGGCCUACCCACCCCUGCGUCAAUAA